Sclerotinia sclerotiorum 1980 UF-70 is the source of this 213-nucleotide messenger RNA. RefSeq lists its product with no specific name. NCBI's taxonomy places the organism in Eukaryota, Fungi, Ascomycota, Leotiomycetes, Helotiales, Sclerotiniaceae. The transcript is spliced from 3 exons. The record is from RefSeq and is a predicted model, not a curated record. Bases 1 to 213 code for a protein of 70 amino acids.
AUGUCACGUCGAUCGAUGACGGUAAUCAUCAUUGAGAUAGGCUCGGUACCAUGGCGAAUGAAUAAAAUAGUCCGUGGAAAGUCUAGAUACAGCGAGGUAGAGACGACUAGCUUGUUAAAAAUAAUAAAACUGGGUACAGCUAAUGUCAUAUGUAACCUGCAACGAAAGUUCGUAAAGUUGAAAGAAAAGAAGGGGAAAAAGGUGGGAAGCUAA